Molecule: messenger RNA, 3355 nt
Organism: Choloepus didactylus (southern two-toed sloth)
Lineage: Eukaryota; Metazoa; Chordata; Mammalia; Pilosa; Megalonychidae
Gene: GPR143
Product: G protein-coupled receptor 143
Exons: 9
Coding region: 199-1407 (402 amino acids)
Biological process (GO): G protein-coupled receptor signaling pathway; melanosome organization; regulation of calcium-mediated signaling
Cellular component (GO): melanosome membrane; plasma membrane
Molecular function (GO): L-DOPA receptor activity; L-DOPA binding; dopamine binding
Source: RefSeq, a predicted model, not a curated record
GCUCAGCCCCGGCGUCCCGGCGCCCUUCGGGUCCAAGGGAGGGGAGCGGGAGGCCCGAGGGUUCCACGCGGCGCAGGGCGGGCAGGAGGCGGGCGGUGGGGCACAGGAUGCCUCCCCCGCCCGGCACAUGACCCAGGCCGCCCAGCGGGACCUGCAGAGCCGAGUCCGCGCGCAGGGUGCGUGUUCCCGCGCGGGCGCAUGGCCUCCCCGCGCCUCGGCACCUUCUGCUGCCCCACGCGGGACGCGGCCACGCAGCUCGUGCUGGCCUUCCAGCCGCGGGCCUUCCACGCGCUCUGCCUGGGCCUCGGCCUCCUGCAGCUGCUGCCCCCGCGCCGGCCCGCGGGCCCCGGGAGCCCCUCGCCCGCCCCGACGGCCCCCGCCCCGGCCCGCGCCCGCAUCCUGCGCGCCGUCGUCGCCUGCGACCUGCUCGGCUGCCUGGGUAUCAUAGUCCGCUCCACAGUGUGGCUGGGAUUACCAGAUUUUGUUGAAAACAUCUCAGACGUGAACGGAACAGACAUCUGGCCUGCCGCUUUCUGCGUGGGGAGCGCGAUGUGGAUCCAGCUGUUGUACAGUGCCUGCUUCUGGUGGCUGUUCUGCUAUGCCGUGGACGUCUACCUGGUGAUUCGGAGAUCGGCAGGACUGAGCACCCUCCUGCUCUACCACGUCAUGGCGGGAGGCGUGGCCAUGCUGCUCUGCAUGGAGGGCAUCGCCAUGCUCUACUACCCUUCCCUGUCCAGAUGUGACAAGGGUGUGGAGCAUGCCCUCCCCCACUACGCUGCCACUUACCUGCCACUGCUGCUCGUACUCAUGGCCAACCCCAUCUUCUUCCAAAAGACAGUCACCACAGUGGCUUCCUUACUAAAAGGAAGACAAGGCAUCUACACGGAGAACGAGAGACGGACGGGAGCUGUGAUCAAGAUCCGAUUUUUCAAAAUAAUGCUAGUUUUGUUUCUUUGCUGGUUGCCAAAUAUCAUCAAUGAAAGCCUUUUAUUCUAUCUUGAAAUGCAACCAGAUAUCAAUGGAGGCACCUUGAGAUCUGUCAGAAAUGCAGCCAAGACCACGUGGUUUAUUAUGGGAAUCCUGAAUCCAGCCCAGGGGUUUCUCUUGUCUCUGGCCUUCUACAGCUGGACAGGGUGCAGCCUGGCUCUUCAGAACCCCAGGAAGGAGAUGCAGUGGGAAUCGAUGGCAACCUCAGCCACCCAGCCAGUGUCCUGCCCAGUGGGGUCCAGACCCUGUGCGAAGGGCGCCCCCGGGAAGAUGGCGCCGGGCGGCGGGCACACGUUGGAGGAGACCCCGAGCGUGCUGUCUGAAGGUUCCGAUGCCAGCAUGGUUGAAAUCCAUGUUGCCAGCGGGUCCCGCAAUGGAAACGAGGCCGACGCUGCACCCCGAGCCAAGGGAGAGCCGUGAGAAGGGCCGCAGCCGGAAAGGUGCAGGCCUCAUGUUUCCCCUUCUGUAGACGUGUGUUCCCGCCUUCCCAGCCCCACACUGCCCCGGUGUAGCAUCCCCCAGACCUCAUGCUCGUCCUCAUAGAGCUUCUUCCUUGAGGAUGGUCUCUGUGGUGGGAGAAAGGGGCACUGCGCGGCCUAGCUGGGCUUGUUUCCCCGGGGGUCCUCCUGGGGCUGCCUUGCGCUAAAGGCCGGGUUCAGGCCCUUGGAAACGUAGUGAAAUAAAACACAGAGGUCGUGACUGAGCGCCCUGCCUGCCCUGGGUUAUCUGAGCACCACUGCUCCCAAAUGCUCGGGUAAGGGAUCAGUGCCAGGCAGCAGCAAGACACAGCCCACAGGCCAGACGGGGACAAUGGGGAGGAGCACGGGGGGUCGUCAUAAGCCCACGAAGGGGCAGAGCUUUGAUCACUAAGUCUGGAGGUUGCAUGCUGCCGAGCAAAAACGAAAAAGUCUAAGGAAUCCUUAGAACCUGGCUACGACUUCUAUGCCCAGGUCACUGCCUGGCCUCUGUCUUUCCAUUAGCUACAGCCUGUGUAUGUAUGUAUAUGUGUGCGUAAUUACUCACAUAUAUUCAGUGUAUUUUGUAAAAAUGCUGCAGCAGGCAUUGGCGUUGCAAACCAUCAGGUGUGUGUGCAGAAAGGCGAGGCACACUAGUUUCUCAAGACACUGCAGCCAGCACUGCCCUGUCACCCCCGCCCCCAUAAUAUCGAGAUCCAGAUUCCCUUUUACUCUAGAGAAGUUGUACCGGAAGCUUCUGGAUUUGUAGCUGUGGAGAGCCUUGGGCUGCAGGUUGGGUCUGCGUUGCCCAGGGCUGCCCCAGACUCUCUGGAUAAUUGCUGCUGUGUCUUUUAAGAAUGGAGUUGAGGUGGAUCACAUCACCUUGCCUGGGACAGAGAGAGGGGAAGGCAUUUUAGCUUGUCAGGGGCGUGUUUGCAUUCUUCCUGUCAGCUGUGGCAGUCCCUCUGCCCCCAGCCUUAGAAGCCUCUCCAGUAACUGAGGAGUCCCCCCCAUCUGAUAGGGCUCAGCCCAACUCCAGAGGCAAAUAUGCUAGCUAUUCACUCUGCCAGCCUCUUGUGGGUGCGACAAGGCACAUGACCUGACAGAGCCCAGCAGACAUGUCUCCCAAGUCCCUGAGUCAGGAGCGAGUGCCUGGCUGGAGCUGGGGCUGCAGAGAAGCCCUUCUGGAGCAGGGCUGGUGGUGGCUGUUGCACAGCCACGUCCUGGUUGGGACCAGCUUUGGGUGUGCUUCUGGAGGUGGGCCCAGGUCUCCAGGCAGGGUGUGGAGAGGGCCUGUGGCCCCCUGUGCCCUGUUGAGCUCUGGGUGCUGUUCCUGCUGUCUCCAAGCCUGGCCCCCAGCCCUCCCGGAGAGCCUGGAGGCUGCUCAGUGUCCUUCUCAUUCCUUCUUUUUGGCUUACGUUGGCCAGAGUCAGCUUCUGAAGCCCAUGAGCGGGAACUCUGAUUGAUGAUCUGGUUGUCUUGCCUCCUGUCAGACGGGACUCUGGGUACCUGCAGCCAGAUCCACGUGGCUUGGGGACGUGGACUGGGGUGAGCCGAGAGGGCAAAGGAGGGGGUGCCCUCUAAUGCCUUCCUGCCAGGUACUGGGGGAGUAAAAGUGGGUAUCGGUGCUGUGGUGCAUCGAGCCAGCCUGGCCAGUAAGACAGAUGAUAACCGAGCAAAGAAAUGGGCUAGAGAAGCACAGACCCACUCGUUUUGAGCUAUCUUCCCAUGGCGGCCGGCUGGGGGCUGAGUGCCGUGUGCCACGGGGGCCAUGAAUCCAUAGGUGGCUUGUCCUGUGGCUGUCUUCAAGGUGGCAGACUCUAGAGUGUGUUUGGGUGCUAGAGAAUGAGCCAGUGGAGAGAAAGUGGUAGUGACGGAGCGAGGGGACAACUACAGGAGUGCCUGUGAGAGGC